CCCCACCACACCUGCAACAACAUCAGCCGUGUCGACAGCACCUGCUUCUGCAGGUGGCACUUCCCCCACUUCCAGCCUAAGCAACACACCUCCCACAACUUCAGGGAUGAUCACAUCCCCAAUUGCAACCGACACCACUGUGGGAGGCCCAGGGGACACGUCCCCACCCGGCACAAGAACCAUCACUCCAGGCACCUCAUCAGUCUCAAGGACAACUGGACCAGGGCCCCGGUCAACCUCACCCUCUUCCGCCACCUCUGCUGAGGGGACAGCAGCAUCUUCUCAGGUCCACCAGACUCAGAGCAUGCAGACCACCAGGGGAACCCACAGCAGCGCCACCGCGGCUGUGAGCUCCUCGACACCUUUAUCUUCCACAAGUGGACACCCUCUUACAGAAGGCGCUUCCCGGGAGACAUCCCCCUCAGGGGAACCAACCUCUUCAUCCACGUCCAGACCCACCCCCACCACACCUGCAACAACAUCAGCCGUGUCGACAGCACCUGCUUCUGCAGGUGGCACUUCCCCCACUUCCAGCCUAAGCAACACACCUCCCACAACUUCAGGGAUGAUCACAUCCCCAAUUGCAACCGACACCACUGUGGGAGGCCCAGGGGACACGCCCCCACCCGGCACAAGAACCAUCACUCCAGGCACCUCAUCAGUCUCAAGGACAACUGGACCAGGGCCCCGGUCAACCUCACCCUCUUCCGCCACCUCUGCUGAGGGGACAGCAGCAUCUUCUCAGGUCCACCAGACUCAGAGCAUGCAGACCACCAGGGAAACCCACAGCAGCGCCACCGCGGCUGUGAGCUCCUCGACACCUUUAUCUUCCACAAGUGGACACCCUCUUACAGAAGGCGCUUCCCGGGAGACAUCCCCCUCAGGGGAACCAACCUCUUCAUCCACGUCCAGACCCACCCCCACCACACCGGCAACAACAUCAGCCGUGUCCACAGCACCUGCUUCUGCAGGUGGCACUUCCCCCACUUCCAGCCUAAGCAACACACCUCCAACAACUUCAGGGAUGAUCACAUCCCCAAUUGCAACCGACACCACUGUGGGAGGCCCAGGGGACACGUCCCCACCCGGCACAAGAACCAUCACUCCAGGCACCUCAUCAGUCUCAAGGACAACUGCACCAGGGCCCCGGUCAACCUCACCCUCUUCCGCCACCUCUGCUGAGGGGACAGCAGCAUCUUCUCAGGUCCACCAGACUCAGAGCAUGCAGACCACCAGGGAAACCCACAGCAGCGCCACCGCGGCUGUGAGCUCCUCGACACCUUUAUCUUCCACAAGUGGACACCCUCUUACAGAAGGCGCUUCCCGGGAGACAUCCCCCUCAGGCGAACCAACCUCUUCAUCCACGUCCAGACCCACCCCCACCACACCUGCAACAACAUCAGCCGUGUCGACAGCACCUGCUUCUGCAGGUGGCACUUCCCCCACUUCCAGCCUAAGCAACACACCUCCCACAACUUCAGGGAUGAUCACAUCCCCAAUUGCAACCGACACCACUGUGGGAGGCCCAGGGGACACGUCCCCACCCGGCACAAGAACCAUCACUCCAGGCACCUCAUCAGUCUCAAGGACAACUGCACCAGGGCCCCGGUCAACCUCACCCUCUUCCGCCACCUCUGCUGAGGGGACAGCAGCAUCUUCUCAGGUCCACCAGACUCAGAGCAUGCAGACCACCAGGGAAACCCACAGCAGCGCCACCGCGGCUGUGAGCUCCUCGACACCUUUAUCUUCCACAAGUGGACACCCUCUUACAGAAGUCGCUUCCCGGGAGACAUCCCCCUCAGGGGAACCAACCUCUUCAUCCACGUCCAGACCCACCCCCACCACACCUGCAACAACAUCAGCCGUGUCGACAGCACCUGCUUCUGCAGGUGGCACUUCCCCCACUUCCAGCCUAAGCAACACACCUCCCACAACUUCAGGGAUGAUCACAUCCCCAAUUGCAACCGACACCACUGUGGGAGGCCCAGGGGACACGUCCCCACCCGGCACAAGAACCAUCACUCCAGGCACCUCAUCAGUCUCAAGGACAACUGGACCAGGGCCCCGGUCAACCUCACCCUCUUCCGCCACCUCUGCUGAGGGGACAGCAGCAUCUUCUCAGGUCCACCAGACUCAGAGCAUGCAGACCACCAGGGAAACCCACAGCAGCGCCACCGCGGCUGUGAGCUCCUCGACACCUUUAUCUUCCACAAGUGGACACCCUCUUACAGAAGGCGCUUCCCGGGAGACAUCCCCCUCAGGCGAACCAACCUCUUCAUCCACGUCCAGACCCACCCCCACCACACCUGCAACAACAUCAGCCGUGUCGACAGCACCUGCUUCUGCAGGUGGCACUUCCCCCACUUCCAGCCUAAGCAACACACCUCCAACAACUUCAGGGAUGAUCACAUCCCCAAUUGCAACCGACACCACUGUGGGAGGCCCAGGGGACACGUCCCCACCCGGCACAAGAACCAUCACUCCAGGCACCUCAUCAGUCUCAAGGACAACUGCACCAGGGCCCCGGUCAACCUCACCCUCUUCCGCCACCUCUGCUGAGGGGACAGCAGCAUCUUCUCAGGUCCACCAGACUCAGAGCAUGCAGACCACCAGGGAAACCCACAGCAGCGCCACCGCGGCUGUGAGCUCCUUGACACCUUUAUCUUCCACAAGUGGACACCCUCUUACAGAAGGCGCUUCCCGGGAGACAUCCCCCUCAGGCGAACCAACCUCUUCAUCCACUUCCAGACCCACCCCCACCACACCUGCAACAACAUCAGCCGUGUCGACAGCACCUGCUUCUGCAGGUGGCACUUCCCCCACUUCCAGCCUAAGCAACACACCUCCCACAACUUCAGGGAUGAUCACAUCCCCAAUUGCAACCGACACCACUGUGGGAGGCCCAGGGGACACGUCCCCACCCGGCACAAGAACCAUCACUCCAGGCACCUCAUCAGUCUCAAGGACAACUGGACCAGGGCCCCGGUCAACCUCACCCUCUUCCGCCACCUCUGCUGAGGGGACAGCAGCAUCUUCUCAGGUCCACCAGACUCAGAGCAUGCAGACCACCAGGGAAACCCACAGCAGCGCCACCGCGGCUGUGAGCUCCUCGACACCUUUAUCUUCCACAAGUGGACACCCUCUUACAGAAGGCGCUUCCCAGGAGACAUCCCCUUCAGGUCACCCCACUUCUCUGUCUGUCAUGAGUCCUUUUCCCUCAUCCACUGUGUCCUCAAGAUCCACAGUGAAGGCUGCGACAUCAGGAACAAUCACCACCUUGCAGAAGACAGACAGCAAGAGAAGCACAGCAGCAUCUCUACCCUCAACCACCUCCCAGGCUCUUAGAACUUCUAUCUCUCACACUUCCACACGCACUAGCUCAACAGCUGCCCCAGUGCCUCCCAAGCCCAAGAAAGGCGUUCCCCUCUUCCCCUACGGGCCGCAGGCUGGAGACUGGCAGUUUGUCAGAAGGAUGGUGGACUUCACCUCGCCACUCUUCAAGCCCCAGAUUGGCUUCCCCCUCGGUUCCUCUCUCCGGGAUUGCCUCUACUUCACAGAUAACGGCCAAAUCAUUUUCCCAGAGUCAGAGUACCAGAUUUUCUCCUACUCCAACCCUCCCCUCAGAGGCUUUACAGGCCAGGACCCUGUGGCCCUGGUGGCUCCAUUCUGGGAUGAUGCUGAUUUCUCCAGGCAAGGAACCACGUUUUACCAGGAGUAUGAGACGCUCUAUGAUGAAUACAACCAGCUAGUGUGGGAGGUGGAGUAUUGGAUUAAAAUGUUAACAAACACCUGGAACUACAAAGCCAGGUGGACACUAAAGGUCACGUGGGUCCACGCCCCUGCCUAUCCUGCCCAGAAGACCCUCAGGACCAACACCUACCAGGCCAUCCUUUCCACGGAUGGGAGCAGGUCCUACGCCUUGUUUCUCUACCAAAGCGGUGGCAUGCAGUGGGAUGUGACCCAACACCUAGGCAACCCCGUCGUCAUGGGCUUCUCCAGUGGAGAUGGGUAUUUCAAAAAUAGCCCACUGACAUUGCAGCCAGUUUGGGAGAAGUAUCGUCCAGACCAGUUCCUGGAUCCCACAUCAGGCCUCCGGGGGCUGCAGAUCUAUAAGCUACACAAGGAAGACAAGCCCAACUAUCGUCUCUGGUGCCUGCGGUGGUUGAAGAGACAGUCUCACUGGUCCAGCUGGGGCUGGAACCAGGUCUCCUGCCCCUGCUCCUGGCAGCAGGGACUAUGGGACUUAAGAUUCCAGCCCAUCAACAUAGGCUGGUGGGGCAUCGUCAGCAGGCAGCUGUGCAGCUUCUCCUCCUGGCGUGGGAGCGUGUGCUGCAGCUACGGGCCCUGGGGAGAGCUUCUCGAAGGCUGGAGAGUGCAGAGUCCUUGGCAGUUUGACCAAGAACUGGAGCCCCAGAACUGGUGCUGCCGCUUCAAUGACAAGCCCUCCUUCUGCACCCUGUACGAGCUAAUGCGGCCCCGAAUCGGCUGCAGUGGGUACCAGCCCCCGAGGCCUGCCUGGAUGUUUGGGGAUCCCCACAUCACCACCUUGGAUGGUGCCAAUUACACCUUCAAUGGGCUGGGGGACUUCCUGCUGGUCCGGGCCCAGGACAGAAACUCCUCCUUCCAGCUGCAGGGUCGCACUGCCCAGACCCUCUCAGCCCGGGCCACCAACUUCAUUGCCUUUGCUGCAGAAUACAGCUCUAGCAGCCUGGACCCCAUCACGGUUCAAUGGCUCCUUGAGCCCAAUGACACAAUCCAGGUUCUGCUCAAUAACCAGACUGUAACAUUUGAGACUAACCGUGCAGGUGCCGAAGGCCAGGAGAUGUUCAACACCUCUGGAGUCAUAAUGAUCCGCAAUGGCUCCACGGUGUCAGCCAGCUUUGAUGGGGCAGUGACCAUCUCAGUGAUCGCUCUCGCCCAAAUCCUCCAUGCCUCCUGCGGCCUCCCAAAGGAGUAUCAGAACCACACAGAGGGCCUCAUGGGGUUCUGGAACGGCAACCCAGAUGAUGACUUCAGGAUGCCCAAUGGCUCUACUCUUUCCCCACGGAGCUCCGAGGAGACCCUUUUUCAGUAUGGAAUGACCUGGGAGAUCAACGGAACCAGCCUCCUUGGCAAGAGGAAUGACCAUGUGUCUUAUAACUUCACCCCUGUCUUCCUUUCACAACUUCGGGGAAACAAGUCCUUGAAUAAAAGUUUGACUUCCAAGUGUAAUGGAGAUGAACAAUGCAUCUAUGAUGCCCUGGCCACAGAAAAUGCAAACCUUGGAGAGCACACUAUGCGGCUCUUUCGAAGCUACCAGCAGAUGAAUGCUACCUUGAAUCAGUACCCGCCCUCCAUCAAGGGUCCUGAUGUGGUGAAAACCUAUAUGGGACAGGCCAGCCUUGUUAAUUACACCAGCAGCUCUGAGAACGUCACAUUCACUCUCAGACACAACUGCACUGACUUCAAUCUCUCUGAGAAUGGGACGUUGCUAUGGACACCACAGUCACUGGAACCAUGUCCUCUGGAGAUUCUGGCAAGAAGUGCCAAGGAUGACUUGUCAUCUGUACUCAAGCCAAGAAUGGUGGUCUGCACUUGCCAGGCAGAGAGCCAGUGUUUAUAUAACCAGAACGAUCGGGUGGGCAAUUCCUCCCUGGAGAUGGCCGGCUGCAAGUGUGACGGGAACACCUUUGGCCGCUACUGCAACCACUCCAAGGACCCCUGUGAUGAGCCGUGCUUCCCGAAUGUGAAGUGCAUUUCCGGGAAGGGCUGCGAGGCCUGCCCGACAACCCUGACUGGGGAUGGACGUCACUGUGCACCUCUCAACAGCUUUUUCAACUGUUGGAACAAGACCUGCCCUGAGAAUUACUGCUACAACCAGGGUCGCUGCUACAUCUCCCAGUCUCUGACCUGCGAGCCCGCCUGCACCUGCCCCCCAGCCUUCAUGGAAGACACCCGCUGCUUCCUGGCUGGAAAAAAUUUCACUCCAACCAUCCUUCCAGAGCUUCCCCCAAGGCUCAUCCAGCUCUUGCUCAGUGAAGAAGAAAAUGCCUCCCAAGCAGAUGUCAAUGCCACGGUGGCUUAUAGACUGGGGAACCUGGAUGUGCGGGCCUUUCUCCGGAACAGACAAGUGGAACGAGUUGAACUCCCAGCAAUACCGGCGUCAGGAAACUUCCUUCAAUACUGGAAAGUCAUCUCGGAGUUCCAGUACCGCCCUGGGGGCCCUGUCAUUGACUUCCUGAAUACCCGGCUGCUGGACGCAGUGGUGGAGGCAUUCUUAUCCCAGGCCUCACAGAGGAGAUGGAAGAGAAGUGAGGAGCCCAGGAACAACGUGGUCUUCCAACCCAUCUCCAGGAGAGAUGUGCUCAGUGUGAUGGCUGUGAAUGUGAGCACACUGAAAAAUUACUUCCAAUGUAACGGCUACAAGGACUACAACCUGGUUUUCAGCCCGGAGAGAGGCUUCACCUGUGUGUCCCCGUGCAGUAGGGGCUACUGUGAGAAUGGAGGCCGGUGCCAGCACCUACCCGAGGGGCCCCAAUGCAGCUGUGUGCCCUUUUCCAUCUACAUGCCCUGGGGCCAGCGCUGUGAGCACCUGAGCAUGAAACUUGGCGCCUUCUUCGGAAUCCUCUUUGGAGCUCUGGGCGCCCUCUUGCUGAUGGGGGUCGCCUUGUUCGUGUUCCUGCACUUCAGAUACUUCUCUGGGACCCAUUACUCCCUGGACGGAGACCUGAGGUCUGAAAGCUGAGGCCUUGCCCCACACAGGUGGCUCUGUCCUAGGAUACCUCAGGGCCCACCCCAGUCCACCCGCACACACUUUUUCAGGCACCUUGAUUUGGUCGAGAUUGGAAAGAGAAAAGUGACUGAUGGCAGUUCAGGGUUCUUCAAGAAGAAUGAAAAACAGGAAUAAAAACAGUCAUAAAAACAAGACCAUACCUUAUCAGUAUAAUAGACACAGGCUGACAGGAAGAGGCCAUAUAGGCCUGCUACAUAAAUGGUAGAUUCUCACACAGACACACAAAGAAGACACACCUACAGAACACGUAUGUACACACACCAGAGUUGAAGGGGUGAUGGCUCUAAAUUAAAAACCAGAAUACAUUUACACACAAAACUCUCUGGUUUACUUCUAAUUAAAGUCUAUUUAACUAAAAAU
Phacochoerus africanus (Common warthog) is the source of this 7132-nucleotide messenger RNA. It is a transcript of the gene MUC4, whose product is annotated as mucin 4, cell surface associated. NCBI's taxonomy places the organism in Eukaryota, Metazoa, Chordata, Mammalia, Artiodactyla, Suidae. Bases 107 to 6724 code for a protein of 2205 amino acids. The record is from RefSeq and is a predicted model, not a curated record. The transcript has 25 exons. Gene Ontology annotation, biological process: cell-matrix adhesion.